UUCUCCCAAAGAAGCAGGAAAGAAGGUUCCAGAAUCCCUAACCCCAAUUUCCAACGUCAACCUCAAGCAGUCACCACUACACUCUCUCUGAAACUUCCCGAACUUCCUCCGCCCCAUAAACUUUCUUCCUCUCCUCCAUUCUCUCUCCUCUUUUCCUUUGGAUCUGCAAAUUCCAUCUCCUGAAAUCCCUAAAAUCUAAUUCCAUCAUUAACUUUCUCUCUCGAUCUGCAUUGUUCUCCCCAUUCCAAAUUAGGGUUUCUUAAUUUGUAAUUUAUUCAGAUUAAGAAAAGAGGAGAGAGACUGUUAAAUAGAAAAUGGAGGGAGGAGCUGAACAAACAUCUUCCUACACGUAUUGGGUCAGGGAAUCCACAGCGGAGGCUGCGCCAUUGCCGGUUCCCAAGAAGCUUUCUGUUCAGGAUUUGUCCAAUCAGCCUCCUCAACCCCCUGUUCUUGGUUCUCUAUGGAAUUCGGCUGGAACAUGGGAAGAGAAGAACCUUAACAAAUGGGCAACUGAUAGGAUUAAGGACUUGCUCAGAUCUAUUGGCUCCCUGGAGUUUACUAAUGGCACAGCAGAAGUGACUAAAGUAUCAAGCUGCACAGGCGAUGCCUUCUUGGUGACUGUUCGUAACAAGAAACGUGUUGGCUAUACUUACGAGCUAACCAUUGAUGUCAAAGGUGAAUGGCUAGUUGAUGGGGAGAAGAAGAAGGUCAAAGGGUGUCUAGACAUCCCAGAGUUUUCAUAUGGUGAAGUAGAUGACUUGGAGGUUACUGUGAAGAUAAAUGAAGGCAAGGAUUUGCCGCACCAAGAUAAGCAGAGUAUUAUCCAGGAUUUGAAGUCAUUUUUGCAACCCCUCCGUGAAAAACUAUUGCAGUUUGAACAGGAACUCAAGGAGAGGUAGAACGAUCAGCGUACCUCUAUAUGUACUCAUACUAAUUUGUUGUUCUCACUAGUUUCAGAAAUUAUGUAAUAUUAGAAUUGGUUGCAAGAUGCCUCAACCAAAAUGUAAGGUUGGAAGCUUAGUUUUUCAGGAAUCUGUGGACUCGGGUUCCUCUGUGCUUUUCGAUCGUUCAUUUGUAUGCAAAAUGCUUGCAUGAAAGCAAAAAUUUGCUUUGAUUUUCGGAUA
Beta vulgaris subsp. vulgaris (sugar beet) is the source of this 1124-nucleotide messenger RNA. RefSeq lists its product as hypothetical. Gene Ontology annotation, cellular component: cytosol. The transcript has 6 exons. Gene Ontology annotation, molecular function: ATPase activator activity; protein-folding chaperone binding. Gene Ontology annotation, biological process: protein folding; positive regulation of ATP-dependent activity. Bases 315 to 899 code for a protein of 194 amino acids. NCBI's taxonomy places the organism in Eukaryota, Viridiplantae, Streptophyta, Magnoliopsida, Caryophyllales, Amaranthaceae. The record is from RefSeq and is a predicted model, not a curated record.